Molecule: messenger RNA, 1462 nt
Organism: Acromyrmex echinatior (Panamanian leafcutter ant)
Lineage: Eukaryota; Metazoa; Arthropoda; Insecta; Hymenoptera; Formicidae
Source: RefSeq, a predicted model, not a curated record
AUAAUUUAUGUAAUAUGGCAAAGUUGCAUGUUCGUAAUUUCUAAACAGAUAAAGAAACAGCGUCAAACAAGAUGUUGUAAAUCGUGAUUCUCAACAAUGUUUGAUGUUUCAAUAAAAUUGGAAAAAUGCUUUCGAAAAAAAGCUCUAUCAUUGACUUUCUAAAAAAAAAAAACCAAAAAGGAAAUGCCACAUCAAUUCGCGUGUCGAGCGAACAUCGUACAGUGGUAUUUCUGCCUUGUUCCUUUGGUCUUUUCAAGACUACUGAGGCCCUAAGUUCCUGAAUAAAGUUUCGUAUCCUGCGGAACGCCUUUAUAUCCGUCUUAUGUAGUCGCUUGGUAGUCGAUACGACAGUCGAGAUUCCUCGCGACGCGAAGAGCAGCAGCAGCAUGAUAAGAAACAGACGGAAUAAAGAGGGAUAAAAAGUAUCGAAAGAAGAUAGAGGAGAUCUCGUGGAAUGUCGAGCUGGAUGUUCGUCGCUCUACCUCCUUCCUCCCCCUCUCUAUUUCGUUCCUCUUUUCCGUCUCCUUACUGAUCCUGUGGUUUUCCGAUCUUUUUGUAUCCUCUAUCCUCUCUUUGAAUAGAGAGAAGGAAAGAGAAAAAACUGGAGAGGGAAGGAGGGGAGAUGAAGAGAAGAAACGAUGGAAUGAACGACAUAGAAAAGAGCGAGAUAGUGGAAGAGAGAAUAGCUCUUGAAACCAGUUCGAUCUAUAACAGACCCUUUGCAUCGGAUGUACGAAAAACGAAUACGCUCUAGCUAGUCCAUCGGCCAUGAGUUAUAGACGAAUCGAGCUGCGAGAUUCGAAACAACUGGCUAGCUUUAUUGAGGCACGUACUACAUCAACUAACCCACAGAAUUGACCGAAUCUUGCACAGAGGAUUUCUGAUGAAGGACGGAAAUUUUUCGCUGUCAGGGAACCAUCCAGUUGCUGAAGUUGCAAGCGUUCUUUCCGAACUCUCGCGCAACUUUCGUGAAAAUUGGCUCCUGUCGUGGACCAUGUUAUCUACUCUCUUCAGAACGAGAUUGGAAUGCUUACAAGUUACACCGAAAGAUUGGAGUAGUUGCGACAGAUACGUUUGUCGUGCCAAUUUAGUGAGUCGGUUUCCUCGCCACGGAACUCAACUACUUGUCGGUGUAUUACACGAGCAUACAGCUGCAACGAGCAGCAAACAAAGUACUCGCUGCAGUAAUCCUGACCCACAUAGCACUCGAAGCGGCCCUUUAAGGGAAAAUGCAAACAACGCGAAGCAGCGGUCUUUGGUCUGCCGUACAAGUCUGGUCUUAAGUGGUCAUAAAAUCAUGAAAAAACUAUUGCGUGAUAUCUCAAGUUCCUCAAAGUAUAGCUCGUGCAAACUUUUCUGUAAAGAAGUUCCCUUGUAACUUUCCAAAGAUAGUCCUUGCAAUUAGACGAUAAAGAAGUGCAUAAAAAAAUUAAAACACACACACACACACACACACACAUUA